AUGGCCCGUCGCAAGGCGUCUGGCGGCAGCUCGGCCCAAUCGGCCAAGAGGCCAAGGGUAUCAGGAGCAGCGGGAGACGAGGAGAAGGAGGUGGUGAUGGUGGAGCGAAGAACGCAGCCAGAGGGAGAAGAAGCGGAAGAAGAAGCGGAAGCAGAAGCGGAAGCGGCAGCAGAUGCUGACCCUCCACGACGACGCAGCAACCCGCGGCGAACGGCGGCGAUAGCGGCAGCAGCCGCCACAGCAGAAGCAGCAGCAGCAGAGGCGGCGACAGCAGCAGUGCCGUCGGCCGACGAGAUCCACGAGCGGGCGUUUGCGCGCAUCACGACGGCCGAGCGUGACGCCUGGCAGGGCUGGACGGACAUUGAGUCAGAGCCGGCUUUUUUCAACUUUAUCCUGGGCGAGCUCGGCAUCCAGGGCGCCACCAUCCAGGAGGUGUUUUCGGUGGACGAGGCCUCGGCCGACUAUCUUCCGAACCCCGGCGGGCUCAUCUUUCUGUACCGGUUUGUCGAAGAGGCCGAGGAGGACGUGCGGGAAGACUGUCCGGACGAGCUCUGGUUUGCCAACCAGACCACGUCCAACGCCUGCGCCACCAUCGCCAUGCUCAACAUCGCCAUGAAUUGCCCCGGUCUCCGGCUGGGCGACGUCCUGACUCGCUUCAAGGCGGCCACCCAGCACCUACACCCGGCUCUGCGCGGCCACCUGCUGAGCUCCCAUGCGCUGAUCCGGUCUAAGCACAACUCGUUUGCAAGACGUCUGGACAUGCUGACGUCCGACAUUGCCCUGAAGCACGAGUGGACCGAGGCGGAGCGGAAGCGGCGGCGAGCCCGGGCCAGGAAGAGCAGCAGCCGAAGCGGCAGCAUCGGGAAUGAAAACGGCAACACCAAGAAAAAGAUCUCCGCCGACGACGACGAGGCCGCCUUCCACUUCAUCGCGUACGUGCCCAUGGGCCAGGACGUGUGGGAGCUCAACGGGAUGCAGAACAAGGGACUGCGGCUCGGCUCCUUCACCCGCGACUGGACCGCCAUGGCUCGCGAGCGCAUCGCCGCCCGCAUGCUGGCCUACUCCCAGUACGAUGACCGCGCCGUGUUCAGCCUGCUGGCGCUGUGCCAGACCGGCGUCGGGCCUGACGGCGGACCCGACCGCAGCCUGGACGAGGACGUUGCCCGGGCCGCGGCACGUCGCAGCGACUACACGCCGGCCGUGCACAGCUGGAUCAAGAAGCUGGCCGACAAGGGCGUGCUGCGGCGACUGGCCACGGGCGAGGCCGAGGAGAGGGGGGAGUGA
Molecule: messenger RNA, 1284 nt
Organism: Grosmannia clavigera kw1407
Lineage: Eukaryota; Fungi; Ascomycota; Sordariomycetes; Ophiostomatales; Ophiostomataceae
Product: ubiquitin carboxyl-terminal hydrolase
Exons: 6
Coding region: 1-1284 (427 amino acids)
Biological process (GO): ubiquitin-dependent protein catabolic process; protein deubiquitination
Cellular component (GO): cytoplasm
Molecular function (GO): cysteine-type deubiquitinase activity
Source: RefSeq, a predicted model, not a curated record